Molecule: messenger RNA, 17408 nt
Organism: Porites evermanni
Lineage: Eukaryota; Metazoa; Cnidaria; Anthozoa; Scleractinia; Poritidae
Source: the annotation of a GenBank genome assembly
AUGGAUCUGCUUUUCAAAUCUAAGAGGCACCUUGUUCGAUUUUCGUGUUUUUGGGCCUGGCUUUAUUUUGUCUUGUUAGGUAAGCAUACUUCCUAAAUUAUACCUCAAAGCCAUUGAACUCCAUCCGGGCAUGGCUAUUUGGAAAUCGUCUCGUUCACGGCAGUAAUUCUGCCAUUUCUUGAGUGGAAAAAUAACUCUAGGAUGCUGGUAUUUAAAUUAUAUGUUUAACAAGCUCUUGAAGGUGAUAUGCAGGCAACGAAUUCCAAGAUUAGGGCAGUUAGUUGUCGCCCGUUCAUAAUAUGGAGGAAAGCAAUGUACUUCGUCGGCUUUCUCUUUGUCUCUUAUCUUCAUUUUUAUUCUUUUCAAAUCGGAUUGGAAAAAAAUAAUUAAAUGGACGCUUUUCUAAUCAUCCUAAUUUCAAAGUGCAGUGUGUGUUUAUAAUUUUUCAGAAAAAAAUCUUAGUGGCAAGGGUCGCUUCUGCUGUUCAGAAACUUGCAUUCAACUUAAACUUAUCUUUGUCCUCAACAUUAAGGGUUUUGUAAAACUUGGUGCAACGUGCAUAGCGCAAACUUAAUUUUUAACGUUGUGUUUUAUUGUUAGGUUCAUCGCUUACGGAUUCACAGUUGACUAUUACAUGGGAUGAACAGCCAUCUUCACAAACUGUAAACGUGGGUGCUACUUUGACAUUUCGAUGCGCAGCGACUGUUACUAAAAAUAAAAAAAUAGAGUAUAACUGGUCCCACGACAAUAAAACUAUUCAGACAAACUCUAGGUUUACUAUAAAAUCAGCUGACGGCACUUUAGAAAUAACGGACACACAGCUCGACGAUCGAGGCACCUAUCAGUGUUAUGUCACGAGGCCAGGUAGAACUAAAAUCCUCGGAAAAAGCAAUACAGCAACGCUAGAUGUCAAAGGUAAGAUUACAUCAAGACUAACAAAGCUUCAAUCACGAGAGUCUUUCAGGGCGUUAAAAUUUUCCCCGCGGCUUUCAUCUCCUUGUACAUUUCCGAAAUCUCUGCGAGGAUGUUUUCAAUUUCUCUGCCUGGGGCAUUGAAUAAAACAGUUGUGAAGACAGAACGCGUGGUGAAAUUAUUCUAAAGCUCCGCAUGUUUCUGUAAUAAACAGUUUAAUGAUAUCAGUGUCUUGCAGAGCUCCGUAAAAAAAUCUUCUUGUGGCUGCUGCAAAUUACACUUUCAUUUGCGCCCUGUGUAUUUAUCAUGGUAUCAAAGUACUUAACAUCGAACAGAAAUCAACAAGUUGCUUUUAUGUGUCCGCCUCAAGUCCAUUAUGUGUGCUUAUAUCCGUUUUUAAGUUCAGACCUCUGUCUUUGAAUUGCGGUAUUGUUCAAAUUUGAGUGAAGUUACGCGAUCGAUGGCAAGUGGUGGUUCUAUUCGUUGUUUACUCCAUUGUGCCGAUUUGUGGUGUUUGUUGGCACUUCUGUUUAAAGUUCUAGUUGAUGUAAUAUUUUCCACUUGGCCCAGACAAUGGACAUUUUAAUGUUGGUUUGGGUAUAAAUCCAAUUGAAAGUUUAAGGUUCGUCAUGUUGACGGAAAAUUCUCUAAAUGCGAUUGAUGUGUAGUAAUGCAAGGGCAGAAAUUUGACAUACUUUGCGGUAAAAUGGUAAUCUUAUAGCUUUUCCUCUUCGGAUCAAGUUUUCGUUUGGAAUGAUACAAAGAAUUCUGCUGAGGUAGUUUCAGUAGGUAUUUUUGCGCAUCUUUGAUAUAUUUUUCUCUCUUGAGGGGGUUUUUUGUAAGUGCCACAAAAACUACUUCGUUUUUAAAGCUUAUUAUGUUUGAUUGAAGAUAAGAUCUACAAUGCCGCGCUGUCUGAGUGUUCCCGUCUAAUCAACCAUUUUCACAAUUGAAGCUGUAUUGGUUGUCUCCUUGAGUGAGUUGUCAAUAAUUAUUAUUUUGUAAACUUAUUUCCUGCAUCACGUCUUAAAGGGUUACUUGUUCUUUUAACCGAAAUCACUGUCCCUUUUAACUUUUGAAUAAUUUAUCUGUAUUAGUGACUUUAUGCAUUAUGCGAGAAACAACUCCCAUGUUUGCAGUUUGACAGCUGUUCUUGAGAUCUCUCAAAAGCGCCGGGAGGUUUGCCAGUGUAAAUAAAUUAUUAUUUGAUUUGGGAGAUUGCUUUGAGGGCUUGAAGAAAAAUGUGAUGACAAAAAGAAGUCACUGAGACUUGGCACACUUUUAGACUUCAGUGCAUGCUCAAAAAAACUUAUUGUGAAAGGAAUUUUUUUGCCAUUAUGUGAGAUAAGUCAUCCUCAUUAGAAGGACUUUAAUAUGCGUUCCGAUAAAGAGAACCGUAUUCAAGAACUAAUGAUCAACACCACUCGAUCGUCGGAGUUGUAAAAUGAAAUUGAUGUUGUUGAAUUUAGUUGUGAGAUCUUUUUAAAUGAUUGUUUUCUUUUAGUGACGACCCCAUUGCAAUCCUUAUUCUUUGUGUCCAAGAAAAUUUUUUCUGUCAUUAAAUUUAGUUAAAUGCAAAUUUUUACAGUGAUUUUAUAACUAUCAAAUUUAAUUAUUUUUUGACCUUCAGCUUGUUCAUUUUUCUAAUUUCUUGAACUUUUUUCCACCUCAGAGAUUAAUCAUUCCCAUCGUCAAAAUUUUAGAUAAGUCUUCAAUUAAAGACAAAAAAAUACUGCCAUAUGAAAUUUUGGCCGCAUAUCAUUGAUUGUUUUCCGGAAUAAGAACACCGAAAAAUUCUAGGUACAAAUCUCUUGUGCCAUGAUAUUUUUUAUACCAUUUUAACACUACAUUCAUUGGAAUUUUUAUAUCAAAUUGAUUUCUAGAUAUUCCAAUGCAAUGAAUCCUCAAGCAAAUGAUUAAUUUUUCCAGAGCUUAUUCUGUAAAUUCUUAUUCAGAAAUACUGUUUAUCAAACAUGCCCCAGCUGUAAUGUACAUUAUAGGAAGGUUUCAUUUAAAUUGUUACCACAUAAGUUCGUAAUGUGCCACCAUAGGAGAUAAUGUGAAUUGGAGGGUUACAGCUAAGCUGCAAAUAACAGGCAGUUAUUGGGAAUUGGCCCAUGUUUGACGAAAUCUUAAAUGUGGUCGGACAUAAUGUCUGGACAAAAUUAAUACACCAAAUUAAAGAGUAGAAUAAUCUACCUUGGGUGUGCUCAGUGAAUUGUUGUAUCAACAAAAUAACAUUAUUGCAAUGAAUACAGGAUACAGUGUAGUAUUCAAUCUACCUGCCAGUCACACUUUUCUUCAUGCACAGUAAUUUUUAGUAGAGAGGCUGAAUGCGUCCUUGAUUACGUUGGAACACCACAUAAUAUGAUAUCUCGCAAUGAUCUAUGAAGAGAAAAUAGAGGUUCUGUGAACAGACAAGACAUGUCCUUUGAAGAAAAAAAAGUAAAAUUGAUUGUUUCAGUGUAUAUUCAAUCAAGGUCUCAAGUUGACGCAGUUAAAUAAGACUUAAAGAAAAACCAGUUAUUUGCAUCGUGGUUCAGGUACAAAGAUGAAAUACUAAAAAAAUACCAUUCAAAUGUAAAAAUCUUCAUGAAAAAAAUGUAUAUGUAAUAGCUAUUUGGUAUGCAUCAAAAAGUUCUGCCAAUAGUAUAAUUUUCAAUUCCACUGUUUUGGUCUAGAAAAUAACCUUUGCUCCAAAUGUGCUAACCUCUAUGUUAAGUUCUUAUCUUCAAAGCAUUUGCCUGUUUUUUGGCAGUUUAGGUUGUUCUAGCAGAUUUGCUCAGUUAUCAUCUGUCAAGUGGUAUUUAUGUCAUUUUUGCUAGAUUUUUGAGGCCGCAGUCUGGCUAUUCUGUCAUUGCACAACAUGUGAAAUCUUCUGCCAUUAUCUUGCCGCUGAGGAAACAGCUAGGCUGUCACGCCACUUUUUUUGUGUGACAGCUGUGUAGUGUGUCUUUUUUUAAGUUUAUUUGAUGCCUUUAGAAUAAUGUGAAACCACCGACACUGGCACCUAUUUCCCCCUGCUUAACCUCUUAACUCUUUAAGCCCCAAUAAUGACCAGCGUCUAAUUUCUCCCAACAAUAACACUGCCUGAUCAAACAGACAGGUAAUGGGAAUUAAUGAAAUGAUCACCAAAGAUGAAAUGUUGUGAUGUUAGCGCAUAUUCUCUCAAGCAGUACCAUAAGGAAUGUAUGAAGAACAGUGUGGAGAAGAUGUAUGUUGAUGUUGGGGUUUAAAAGGUUAAACCCUAAUAUCAAAAUUGAAAUGCUCAUUUAAUGUCCUUAUACUUUUUCAAUAGAAGUAGUGGGGAGAAUUUGUUGAAAUAUCAGUAAAAUAAUUAUUACAUUCAUCUUCCAGGAUCAUGUACUCAAUUCUCAUGACCACUCAGUUUUUUACAGCAUUGAUAUUAUAAGGAGAAAUUUCAUGCUGAUCACUCUUAGGGCUUAAUCAUGUAUGAUACAUGAAGGUUACCCAUAAUAGCAAUAUUAUUGCCAGGUGCUAAUGUGUGAAACAUAUAAAAUAUUAUGUAAUGAUAGUCCUAGGACCUCUAGCAUUCUUUGUUAUAUGGCAAAAUAGUUUUUCCACUCAAGAAUGUUUCCAUUUUCUCGCAAAUGUCAAGAAAAAGAAAAACAGUUUACAAAAUAAGAUGUAUUUUUACCUCAUUUGUGAGGAUAUUUCGUGGUGUUGAAAGAAUUCAAACCCAUUAGUUGAGUUGCAAACAAUAGCCAAGAAAAGUUUACAAUUCAGAUGUUUCCAAUAUAGUAUUUCUGUGAUUUAGAUUGAGAGGAGAUUGUGUUACAAAGCAGUCAGUUGAAAAUCUAGAGGUAAAAUACAUGUACACAUCCUGCUCUGUGAAAUUCUUGUAAACAUUGUUGUUUAAACAGACAGAAGUAUAGUAUGUUCUUAUCUGGAUCAUUUUUAGGCUUUGUAUAGAGGCAUAUUGGUUCCUCUGCAAACUUAUCUCUGAAUAAUGAUAUUUUUAGUCUGGGUGGGUGGGAUUAAAGUAGAUUAGAACUAAUCUUGGAUUAAGGUCUCUGAAAUUUAAUCCUCUUGUUUAAAGCUGAGAAAAUUCACCAGUUAGUGCAGUCAUUGUGUAUAAUUAUGAUAAAUCUGGCAAAAGCCUGUUUUAAAGUCAAAACUUAAUUACGUACAGCUGUUCUGCAAAUACCAUCUUUGCACCAUAAGGUGAACAGUUAAUGACAUUGUGUGGGUUGUGUCUGCUAAUAUUAUUUUCAUCGCGCAAGUUACUUUUAGAGCUUACUUGCCCAAUGUGUGAGGUCUAGGCAAGUCAUCCUCUAACAAAAUCAUUAAAUAAGACGAGUAAGAAGUGGUCCUGAUCAAGCAAAAUGUUAGAGCUGCUUCUGCUGUAAUUCAACUUUUUCGAGCCCUUCUCAGUCAAGGAUUGACUGACUGAAUGCCCAUUGCUACCACAGGUUUAUCUUAUUUGAAUGUCAUAAAUUUACAAGGUCUUCAUUUCAAUAAUACAAUGUGAUGAUUUAUCCUGCUGACUAAUGUGGCAGUGUAAUUUGCAGGAUUUGGUUUCUAGUACAGAAAAGAUGCAUUGAUGCCAGUUUUAAUACAUGUAUUUUUUCAAAUAAGGGCCAUCCCUGAUUAAGGGCCCCAUCUGGGACAGAAAAGUUAAUAAGCACUGCCCCAAAUCCGAAUAAGCUACACGGCCCUGAUAUAAUCAAAAUCAAAGGACGUUGAUUCUUAUAUUUUAAAACCGAAUAUGAUAAUACCAAAUGCCACUCUCAAAUAAGCUGCUCCCUCGAGUAAGUGUCUCAUUUGAGGCAUGGAGAAUUUUAUAAGUGUCAUGGUGCUUAUUCAAGUACAUAAUUAUGUUAGUUAAAGCCCUGAUGAGCCAUAAAUGGACCUGCAGUUUUAUUAUUAUUUGUUUUACAGGGGUCUGUCCAACAGCACAGAUAAUUGUUAAAUCUGGCAGUAGUUUAUUCCUAACUGGAAGUGAUAUACAAAUACGAUGCAAGUGCUAUAUGAACCCAUCUGGAACAUACACAUUUUUAAAAGAUGGUGCUACCCUAAAUUCAGGUGGACACAUCACAGUGGAUCGUAACAAGGUCCUCAUUAAAAAUGCAACUACUGAGGAUAGCGGGAGUUACACAUGCACAGCAUCUUCACCAUCAUCUGUUACCAAAACGCCAGAUUCACCAUUAUCCAUCUCUGUCAUUGGUAUGUUCAAAAAAUCCCCAUUUUUAUUUUGUAAAUUACUGUUCUCACUCUGAAUAGCAGUCAAAGGAAAAAAUUCACAUAAAUUCCUGAGUCGGAGACUCAGAGUUUUUUCUUUGUCCCACGCUCAUGACAUGCUGAUUAUUUCAUCUUCACAUUUGUUCACCAAGCUUAAAAUUCACCGUCUUUUCAUGUUAUCGUUUUGUAAAAUCCUGAUAAAAAAAAAACAGCCCUAUGCCAAAGUUCUGCCAGAUAGGCUACAUUUGAAUGGUAACAUCAUAGGAUUUCAUCCAAAGAUUUAUGUAUAAUGUAGAAGGACAAAGCAUCCCGUCAUUCUCUGCUUUACAGUUCAGUGUACCAGGUAAAAAGGAAGGGUUUUGAAAAAAGCAGGAUUAAUGGUACCAUGUAAAAGUAAAGCUGAAUCCUAUCAAUAUUGUUACCAGUGAAUAAGCCAUAGAAAUUUGGUCAUGUUGUAAGGCUGUAUUAGGUGAAUAUAGUAAUACAUGUAUGUGCCAACUCUCGUGGAAAAACAUUUUAUAAAAAUCUCCCAGAUAUGGGUAUGGGAGAAGGGUGAUGUGUACCACAAAGGAGACAGUUCCUAGAUUUUACAUCUCUAGAUGUUAGCAUCAGUGGAUCAGUACAUAUAAAUUAUUGGAAUUUCAGAAUUGGCCAGAUCUGUAUUUUACCCUGAAUCAAAUUUUAAUUCAUGUUCUUGUCUUGUUCCAGUUGGGCAGCAUCCUCAGUUCCUGCAACCGCCUCCAGCAACAUCUUGGGUUAUAGAAGGGAAAUCGGCAAAGAUUCCCUGUAAAACAAUUGGCAAUCCAACACCCAUAAUUAACUGGUAUGCUGGUGGUGAUGUCAACCCAUUGCAGAACAGUUCCAAAUACAGUAUUAAUGCUGAUGGGUCGCUUGAGAUUAAAAAUGCUGACAGCCAAGAUGCCAUUAUGUACAAGUGUACUGCUACUAACUUAGUGAACAAAACCGCCAAGGAUACCACUUUAGAACUAGCUUGUAAGUAACCCACAUCAAUAGUGGUCAGUAUCAAAAAAUAGAAAGAUAUUAAUAAUAAUAAUAAAUUUAUUAUCAUUUCUUUUGUCUUUGUUUUGCCUACUGUUGACAGGGCAACAGCAAAGUUCUUAAGCCAAUUUUCAUGGGUUGUAACAGUCACUUUUCCUGAUAGACUAUAGGCCGUAGUACCUGGAGCAUAACGGCCAGACCGAGACAGAGAAGCUUUUUCUUACAUGUGAAGCUAUUUGAACACCCUUGUUGAUCUCGAACAACGUGGGAGCAAUGUCACGAGUUUGACUUUCAUGUAGCCUUACUUUUAUUUAGCCAUGUUUACCUUAUGAAAGUUUAUGUGGUAAUAAGUACUAGAAUUUUAGAAUUUUUUACAUCACUUUUAAUUAAUACUUUAUUGAAUUAACCAUAGCGACUCAACACAGUGACAGGGGAUGAAACAGGACUUGCAUCCCAAUUGAUAUCAACCCCUUCAUUACCCACCCAGCCCGUGAAAGGUUGUACCAUACCACCGGGGUUUACACCCCCUACUCUUUAUAAACAGCAGUGUGGUUACUUUUAUGUCCCACACGAAUCAGAACAGUGAAAGAGUUGUGAGAGGGGGCCUAUGGUUUUUCGUCGUUAUCGAGAACUGGCAUUUAAUAUCACUAUUCUGGUUUCCUUUCAUGAUAAUGUAGGAAAAUCUGGCAACAAAUGUUUCACAUUCCUUUCAUGUGUAUUCUGAACACUUUAAGUAACAAAACUUAUCUUUAAACAUGCAGAUUUAGAUGAUGUGACAUUCCCUACAUCUACUCUCUACAUCCUAAAAAAUGACAAAACAGAAGUGCUGUGUAAGAAGCCUAAAGGAUCACCUGUUCCAUCCAUCAAUUGGCUUAAAGGUGGCCAGGCACUCCCAACAAAAAAAUUCAUCAAGCAGGGCUGUUGUACGCUUGAGAAAAACAGAACAAAACUAACUGAUACUGGAAACUUUACCUGUGUGGCAACAAAUGGUUAUGUAACCAAAUCCAAGACUAUUCAGAUAGUUGUGUCUGGUAAGCUUGAUAAUGCUACUUAUUUAUACUACGUUUAAUCGUUGAACAUAAUCAGUACAGUGUAUUUUUUCGGGUCUAAGGUACAGCGUUUCUUUAAAAGAAACGCUCUCUGAUAUUUCCAAAUUGGAAAAUUUUACUUCAGACAACAACAUACAGCUGCAUGUGUAAAAUUUUGUCACAUUCUUAACCUUCCUUCUUUUAACCUUGUUUAGAAAGCUUCGUAAUGUUUUAGUAGAACUGUAAGAGCUAUUUUAUCACAGAUAUUUUGGUAAAUUUUUCAGAUUAACAAAAUGUUUAUAUUCAUGCAUUAUGCGAUCAAUAUUGUUACUACCAAUUGAUUCCAAUGUGCUGCAAUGGAAAGUUUCAAAAGUUUAGGCAUGUUUAUUGAUCCGAAAACUUAAUUCCCUUGGCUCAGUUUUUAGUGAAUUAAUUUUAACCCCUCUGAAUUAAACCUCUUGUUAGACAAACUUGUCUUAUCUCUCGGGAGUUCGAGUUAGUGAGGGUUUUAAUCACUGUUCACACACGCACUAAUGGGUACAUAAACACAACAGAAUACAUUUUACAGUUUUGACUGCAUGCAAAGUACAUGUAUGUUCUCAUUUGCUGCUGUCUAGAACAACCCCAAAUUACUCAGAAACCUGAUGACCAGACAUUAAAGGAAGACAAGAAGGCUGUCUUAAACUGCACAGUGAAGUCUGUCCCUCCAGCCAAAAUCUCCUGGUGGAAAGAUCGUAAAGAGGUGCAGGAAGACAGUGAACAUAUCUUUGAGGAAGUUGAUGGUGGACUUGGAAAAAGACUGGUGAUUCCAAAGGUCAAGCCCUCAGACAAUGGUACUUACGAAUGCUUGGCUGAUCACCCGGGAGGCUGGGCUGACCAAGCACAAGCCAUACUCGUAGUUAAAGGUAAGUGAAGUUUGUUUUAGGACAGGUUCUUCGGUGGAAUAAAUAAUAUCCUUUAAGUAAAGUUCCUUGUCUAAGGAAACAAUGCAAUGGGUGAUGUUCGAACCAUGGACCUCCUGAUCCAUAGUUUUAGGGUAAUGACACAGUAAACAUUCCAGAAAUAUUUCAAAUGUUCAUGGUUUUGCCGCUUUGACUGUAAAAUCCUCCGUAAAAAGUAACUUGAGAAAUUUUGCAUUGCAUUCAUGCAUUUGAGGGAGAUGCAUGGGUUUGGCGUAAAAGUACAUUGUAUAAAAUCUGUUUUCUCUUUUAUGUUCUGAUUGCCACUGCUGCUCUGAUGUAAAAUGGCUGCUUAUGCUGUUGAAUUCAAACUAACAUGCUUUAUCUCGGUAUAAACUGCAUUUUCUUUGCUUUCAGGUAAGGUUAAGCUCAAGGGCAUUCCAUUCAUGUCUGUAAAUGCCAACCUCCACGUUUCUCAGAAGAUCGAGUGUGACUUUGAAGGAUACCCGCCAAUCACUAUCACAUGGUUAAAGAAAAGUGGAAUCCAAAUUGAAAACAAUCCACGCAUUAACCAAUCAAGUAAUGUGUUGACUUUCAGCGGCGUCGAAAAAGAAGAUGCUGGAACGUACUGGUGUACUGGUAGAAAUGGAUUUAGCAGCUUUACAAGCUACGUUAACAUCACUGUUUUUGGUAAGAUUAUUGAGAUGUGACUUCUUGAUUAGUAUUUAGCUUGAGUUACGUCCACACAAGUACAUCUAUGUUUACAGAGACAGUUUGUGAAUGUAUAACUUUCUUUGAUUAUGGCUUCUGUUCAAACUUGAAUGGAGGCGAACGUGUUUUCAUAAACAGUCUCCAGAUUGGAGAGGCUGGUAAAAAGACAAAUAGGUCCUCGUGUAGACUUCAUUUAAGUAUGAUCAUGGCUACAGACUUGAAUAUUAAAUAAGGUGGAGCAGUUCAAGUAGGGGAGGGCACUCAACAGGAAAAUAGUAGUUGUGCAUGAGGGAGCAGUGUUAUGACAUUUUGAUCUCAUCUACAAAUUAAUGAUGAUCAUGGAAGCAUGUAGCGAGGCUGAUUUCCACAGAUCAGCAAUUCACAUUGGGGAAAAUUUAGCUUAAGUUGAUGUAUUCCCUCCAAAGAAUCCAGAUCUCUUGAAAAACACUAAGAGAAGAAAUUGAAGUCAACAUACAUGUACAUCUAUAGAGUGGUCCGCAAAGGAGGGCAAAGGAAAUUUGAAUUACAAAUUAUUUAGAGCACUUUGAAAACUGAGAAAAUAUUCUGAAUUUUUUAAUUUAUGGCAGCCUUGACAAAGAGUUUUAAUGGAGUGUGAAUACACCCUCGUAUAUGCCUGCGAGCAAGCUCUCCAUUUUGGCAAGAAGUCUUGAAAGAGUAGGACGUGAAAGGAGACGCGCGUUCGCUCGCCUGGGGAGUGUGCUCGUGGGCUAACCCUCUAUUUACCUUUGAGAUACAAAUCCAAAAGUUGUCUUGAGCUUUGAAUGUGUAGUAAUAUUAUGGUUGCAAAAUAUAAUGAUCUACAAUAAUUGAAAAAAGAAACCAACGUGAAUUUUAAGUAGCUACCCAUAACCACCUUGAGUCUCAGGUGUUCCCCCCUGCUCACACCCUGCUGACCUGGGGUGGAAGGGGGGGAGGGGCUGGGACAACUGCUGGCCUUCUCCCAGUUAGCUUUCCCUCAGUUACAUCCAACUACUUUAGGUGACCUAAAACGUUUAUAGGGAAGGAUUUAGUAUUGAUGUCACUGUCUCUGUUAACAGUGUAUCCUAGAUUUUUGACACGGCCAAAGAAUACAACAGCUUAUGUCGACGACCACAUCUGGCUUCACUGCAAUGCUUCAGGUGACCCUAAGCCCAAAAUAAGCUGGAGUAAAGACGUGGAGGGAGGAGACAAACUAGACCCUAAUAGAUUCAUUCAACACCCGAAUGGAACACUCCACAUUAAGGAAGUGCGUAUGUCGGACCGAGGACGCUACUACUGCAUCGCUGCUAACCAUGCUGAAAUGAAACAAAGCAAGUUCAGCCUUGUGGUCCAGGGUAAGGAGAAUUUAUUUUUUGAAUUAGACUCCCUUAAACUCCCUUAAGCUUCGUAGCCUUCCACUCCUGAAAGUGGCCAUUGUUAGAAGAGACAAAGUAUUGUCACGCGUGCUCACGUAAUGCACUUGCCCUACAGUUCCUGAUGCUCUCAGUCUGCGUCUUAGUAGUCUCCAUUUGAAUGGUGACACUCCAAUGCAAGGCCAACCUUGUACAGCAAAAUAAACGGUACCGCAGCAAAGUACGGUUCAGUAGUCUUCAUUUGAAUGGUAACAAUUCAGGAUUUCAUCCACAGACUCAAAAAUUAGAACCACUUUGUACAGCAUAAUAAAUAGGUUGAAAGGUUUGAACCCAGGAUUCAUUUCAAAAAUAGCUUGAGUUUGAUCGUCCGGGUGAACGUAGUCCUGAAUAGGACUGUUGUUGUUGACAGUGACUGACGUUUCGACAACCUGUGCGGUAGUCAUCUUCCGAGUCAAAGUGAGUUGUAUCACGUCAGUUGAUGGUAUUAUACUCUGGUUAUUGGUCUGAUUGGUCAAUUAUGUCGCGAUGUUAUUGGUCGUCUGUCAGUUAAGCUGUGAUGUUAUGAAAUAAUAAAUAGUACCACUGAAAAGUACUUUUUCAGUGGCUUCAAUUUGAACGGUAACCCAAAGUUUACGGAUUUCAUCUACCGACUCAAAAGUUAGAACCACCUUGUACAGUGUAUUGUAAUGGUCAGUACCACAUGAAGUUACUGUUCAAUGGCUUUCAUUUGAGUCGCAACACUUUAGGAUUUUUAUCCACAGACUCAAAAGUGAGACCUAGACACCAUAUACAGCACCUUAUACAUUCCCACUAUACUGUUAGAGCGGUUUUCACUUGACUGUCGUAAAACCAAAACCAAAGUAAAUACACUAGCCAACCAAAGGGCGUAGUAAAACCAAAACCAAAACCAAAACCAAUCCCUUUCGACAGUCAAGUGAAAACCGCUCUAAUUGUUCUGUACAAAGUGGCUUAGUUUUUGACUCCAAUUAGAAUUGCAAACUCUUGGAAAUGUUUGUCUUGCUAACAUAACUAACUCACCGUUUGCCCGCUCUCGUGUAGAUCGUGGUACAGAUGGAGAAGCUUUAUAUAAUGAAAAAAAUAACCCUGGGAAAGGCAAGUCUUCCUCUGUGGAGUCCAUGGGAAGAACUAUAGGUAUUGCUGUGGGUUGUGCAGCAGCGUAUAUCGUUCUUGUCGUCGGUUUAAUGAUCUACUGCAAAGGAAGAAGAGCAAGACAGAGCAAGAAAGAAGAAAUCAUGGCUCCCGAGUGCGAGAACUGUAAGUGUUUAUCUUUGCCCAUUUGCUAAGUUUUUGCUACUCGUUUUGUACGUUCAACUUCGAGUGAGAUGCCUUGCCUUUUUCUAGCUACUCGAAAGCAAAACUGCAGCGAGAAGUCAAAAUAUUAGGACAAAUUGAAUUCCAACUUAAGAUCUAAUUAUUGUGAUUGUUAUUGUUAUUUUUAUUAUCAUCAUCAUCAUCAUCAUUAUUAGUGAUCAAAAUACCUUGAAGCGAGUGGCUUCCCACUUCAACGAACUGGCCUCUUUUACGAGUUUUCUCACCAGUUUUCUUACUCUUUCCACAAGUUCGGGCCUGCAUUGUAAUGAGCGCAUGUUAGCCGUUCUUACCCAUGUGUCUUUUAUAAACGUCAGCGUUAACAAAAGGUCGUUCACGAAACCCAAGCAAACAUAACGAUUUUUGUUAAACGGGGAAGAUUUUCCCUACUCGACAGAGAAGACAAGAAAAAAAGAAAGGCUCAAUUUGUUUCCCAUUUAAGAAUGCUCGUUCUUGCUCGUUUAUUAUUGGUGGGUCUGGCUGCGUCAAGCAACUUAAGAAUAGGUGGGAAUUUUCCGCAACCAUUCCGUUUCUAGCAGAGGAUUUUUUUGCAUGGUAUCUCAGACAACUCAUACUUGGGUAAUUGACAAGUGUAUGAAGCAAAACACACACGGAACGUUUUGAAAAACUCCCACCUAAUUUUAAGUUGCUUUUCAAACAUGGCCCUGCUUAGCUCAGAUGACGCCCGUUUAAGUAGUUACUCUGGAGCUUAGGCAAAUACGUUUUUGACCGGGGGGGGGGUCGAGGCUAAUAGGGAUGUGCCGCUGGAUGGGGUCGCAUUUUCACGACUGGAUUGAUUAUAAUGGGGUCGCAUUUUCAAUAGAGUCACUAGAAUGGGCUCGCACAUUUUCGGAUUUUGGGGCGUAAGACAGAUCUUCAUAUGGUUAGCAAACGUACCAGAAUGUUUGUACUGCAGAUGUAAAGUAAUGUGUGCUUCAUUCAAUCUGGAAAAUGGGUCAAUUCAUAAAAAUAGAAAGUGACUAAGAUGGGAUCGCGAAAAUUACGUAUUUGCCCAAAAGUGAUAAGAUGGGGUCCACUUCCGGUUGCCGUGCGUUGCUGAAAAACGUCUUUGCGUAAUCAUCCUACUGUCGUUUUAGGAGUAACUCCUACCCCCUUUUUUCUCAAUGACAGUAAACAAUGGUGACAUCGAACACCAAGGCGGAGAUCCUAACGACAUGACCAUGAACCCGGUCUACAAAUCCCAGCCCAGCUACGACAAAAUGGAGUUUCCCAGGCACGACUUAGAAGCACUAAGGAGCCUGGGUAACGGCGGGUAUGGCCGAUCGUUCCUGGCACGAGCCAGUGGCAUUCGCGACGGCGAGAAGGAGACCAUGGUAGUUGUUAAGGCGUUGGCUAGUAGUGAUGACCAGGUGCGCGAAGAGUUCACGAAAGAAAUGGACGCGUUGUGUGGACUGCAGCACGACAGUGUUGUUGCUCUUCUUGGGAUGUGCAGGGAAGAGGAACCAAUUUACAUGAUAUUUGAAUCAGCUGAAAAGGUUUGUACAUGUAAUUCUUAACUUGCUUUUUUAGUAUAUAUUCAACCAUAGCCUGCGAAUGCAGUCGUCUCGCAUGACUCUUUUCCGUUGGGGACGAAACACGUUUCGCGGGAGAGACGUUUGCGAUUCUACCCCCAGAAUUCCAUACUGAUGACUGUGGUUUUUCUAAAAUCAGGUCAUCGUGCGCUGGUUGGUCGACGUAGUUCUAUUCUUUUAGUUGUUUGUGAUUGACAGAUAAAAAGCAAAAGGUCACAAUGAUCAAAUUUACUAAACGUCAUGAAUCUACUAAGAAGAAACAGUCAUUAUUCAGGGAAUAUAUUCUUCGUUACAAGAAGCACUGGAGAUUGCCGCCGCUUAUUCGCAGAACUCAAAACUUAACGAUAAUAGACCAGGAGAAAAUAAACAAAACUCGAACAAAUUUACAUGUGGGUUUCCAUGAGUACCAGAUUAAUUAUGUAAACAGUGAUUCACGUCAUCAGUAUGGUAUUUUUGAGGCCGAAUCGCAGACGUCUCUCUCGCGAAACGUACCCGGUGGCGAAGAGACGAGGAAAAAGUUUAUUCGUAGGUUAGAAAGACCAACGCAAGUCGGUUGAGAGAUCCCUUACUGUAGGGAGUUAUCUUUUUUUUGGAGUCAAAGAGUUUGCGAUGGAUACCCCGGAAAGGGUGAGAGAGUUCUGUGUCAAAAUGCGCAAGUCUUGUCUAAUCUUGCCAGAAGACAGUUCUGUUUCCCGUACAAUUUACGUUAUCUUUUUUCUCUUCCUUUUUAGGGCGACUUGAAGCAGUUUCUGCUCUCAUGUUACGAUAAUGGCCGCAGCACUUUGAACUCAAGUCAAAAACUCUCCAUCUGCGAGCAGUUGGCCUCUGGAAUGAGUUACCUCAGUUCGCAAGAAUUUGUGCACAAAGACCUCGCCGCGAGAAACUGCAUGGUUGGCAAGGACCUCAAAGUCAAAAUCGGUUUCUUGAGUUUGAGCUACGAUCUCUACAAUGCCGAGUACUUCCGCUUCAACAACGUGCUGAUUCCCCUGCGUUGGAUGCCCCCAGAAGCGAUCUUUGACGAUGAUUUCACAGAAAAGAGCGAUGUCUGGUCAUACGGUGUGCUGGUUUGGGAGAUUUACACGUUCGGUCAGAUGCCCUACCACGAUCGGUCCAAUGAAGAGGUUCUGAAAUGCGUUAAGAAUGACCUUCGUCUUAACAAGCCCGACAACUGCCCGGACACCGUGUUGGAGGUAAUGGAGAAAUGUUGGGAAGGCAACCCGCUCGCUCGACCGUCCUUCCAAGAAGUUUUGGAUGACGUGUCUGGAAUAAGCGUGGACAGCCAUGUUUAACCGAGUCCAUCUUCUUGUACGCUGUGGUCUUGCUGAACGUGUUUUUCUCAAAGUAUUGUAGAUCCGAACCUGUGUUCAUUCUGGUUGAACUAGUUAAUGAUAAUUACAAAUCAAAAUGUAAACUGAGGGUUGCCUGUAAUGCCUUUCCCGUGGCACGUGAUUUGCAUGUGAUUUCUUUUGCGCAAGGACAUGAACAGUCACGAAGGCAUUUAGAGGAAUCACGAAAUUGGGAUUGGAAAUUCACGUUCAGCCUGGGAAUCGUCACCGUUGUUCCUUCAGGGGCAGCUUCCAUCCCAGCUAAUAUUUGAAAUGUAUUUUCUUAGGGUUUUGCUUGAUUUUCCCUUUUACGCUUUACGCUUAUAGUUUGGGAUGUAGCUUCCCUAGGAUGGAUUAAUCAGACGAAAAAUCGCCCGCUUUGAGUCAGCUGUGGUGUCAGUGACCAUGUGGGAAUCACCAGGGAUAUGCGCAUGCGUAUAAUAAAUUUCGAAAUUUGGACGUUUCGCGUCAAAGAAGUGAACUAGACAAAAUCGUCGAAACCAACAGUAAUUGUUUUUAAUGAAAUGGUCUUUACUGGGGCAUAAAUCAUUAUCAACGUACGCAUCGUCACUUAGAUUCAUCCUAACACGAUUGCAAUUUGAUUUGCAGUCUUUGAUUAAAAACACAGUAUUCGCCAAGUUGUCAUAGCUUCGUAAGUACUCGAUGUCGUUACAGGUGGUUUUUCACGAGGCUUAGCCAGCCAGGUUUUGAAAGACCUACCGCGAUUUUGUGCAGUCGCUUUGUGUGGGAACCUUUACAUUUUAAAAAACUGCGCAUUUAAACUGAAUUAAACGUGCAAAAAGUCAAUAUAUGGGGUGGAAGAUUCUAAUUUAACAAUGCAUGGGAUAGGGUGUUCGUGGGUAGGCUUCGAUUUGACAGACAUUUUUUCAAAAAACUCUGUUUAUGUAAGAGCAACAUUCGUAGAGCUAAUUAGUUUACAGCUUACAUCUUUGAUUCUUAUUAUUUUAUUCGUUUUUUAUAUAGACUUUGCUGGGGUGGAGGAAGAAUAUUAAAUAAAUUUUUGAAAAAUUGAUUAAACGUUUAGUUUUGUGCGAAGGGCAAGGAAACGGGGUGUAGUAGCUGUGAUACCUAAUUCCAAAAUUUUUAUUUUAAGUCAGUGUAGAGUACUCUUCCUAUUUUUACAACUUCUCUCUAAUACUGACACACGAAAUGUUCGGAAUAAGAAAAGAGAAAUAUUUGUUUUUCAAUAUUAUGUGGUAACAAAGUGUUCAGUCUGGAAACUCGUAAAGUUAAAAACAAAACAAACAAAAAAUGGCAACUAUCUUUAGGGUUGCGCAGGUAGAAUUUCUAGUUAUUUAAGAUAGACAAUACAGAGACCUAAGUUUAAUGUUCUUAAAUUAGUUUUCUAAAUACGCUCAUUCCAUUUCAAAAGUGGAAAUUUUAUUUUAGCUGUGUUUGAUUUUGCAUGAGGUAAGGUUUUUACCAGUUAUGAUUUAAUCAGGGAAUUAAAUCGUGACAUUUUAAAAUGAUGGUUCCUACAAGCUAACCUCAUCCUCGUCCCCCUAAAGUGUGACCAUUCAACUGACAGGUACCGAGCACUACUUCGAAAUGGUAUUGUUCACGCUGUAUCAGGUGUUUCUUACUUUUGAGCCGGUGGGCUUGGUCACACCUUGUGGUGUGACCAUUUAAAUGAAAAUUCUUCAGUACUUCUCUCGCCUGGUAUCAUUUUUUUUUUAAUGGGAGAUCCUGGGCAGUCCCUUUUUAUUUUUAGGACCAUCGGAUAUUGACUGCUUAAUGUUUUGCGUGACGUAUUUAUGGUAACGCCAGUAGUGUAGGAAUAAAUAGCUUAUUUGCGUUACAUUUUUGUCUCUUAUUUUAUUGAUGUUCAGUUUACUACAAUCUUUGUUAUUGCACUGAGAUUUUAAGAGCAAGUUACAUUCUUAAGUUCAAACCAAAUUUGUCAGAGAAGUUUUAUCUCAAAAUGUAUUAGUCUUUAAAUGCAGAAAAAAAAAAUCCAUUGUCUACAGUUUAUUUUAUUUUUACUUAAUUGUAAAUAAUUGUAAUGAAUUUUUUAGAUCUUAAUCCACAACAGGAAUUAGUGUGAACUGCAUGCAAAUUAAAAUGAUCUCAGUUAAUAAAAGACAGAAGUUUGCGUUAA